GUGAUGUUUGUGCUGACACCCGCUGCGCUGUGUGUCAACAGAGGUGGGGUUUACGACUCCUGUGCUUCCUCCCGGACACAGUAUAAACGCUCACAGAGCACACACUGCUCUUCACUUGCCCUCUCCUGUGUAGAUUUAGCCCUUUCAUUUUAGACGACGAAGAGCACCAAUGGCAUUCUCUAACCGAAGCUUCCAGUGGGGCACAAGAAACCACUUCCAGUCUACGGCACCCAGUGUCAGCGGCUUGGCCCCCAAGAAAACGGCCAUCCAAAAGGUUCAGGCACCGAGCGUCUACGGGGGAGCUGGCGGCUACGGCACCCGCAUAUCUACCAGUACCCGCUACGGACCCGGCCUCGGUGGGAACGUCCCCCUCAACAUCCCCGGGAAUGACGCGCUGCUCACCGGCAGUGAAAAAUACACCAUGCAAAACCUCAACGACCGUUUGGCUUCGUACCUGGAGAAGGUGCGUGCUCUAGAAAAGGCCAACUCCCUGAUUGAAAAGCAGAUCAAGGAGUGGUAUGAGAAUAACACCGCAGACGUAAGGCACGACUAUAGCUCAUACUUCACAACAAUUGAAGAUCUCCGAAAUAAGACUGGCGCUGCACAGCUGGAAAAUGCAAGGCUUGUCCUGCAGAUUGACAAUGCCAAGCUGGCUGCUGACGAUUUUAGACUGAAGUAUGAGAAUGAACACCUGCUCAGGCAAAGUGUCGAGAGCGACACUAACGGACUGCUGGGAGUUCGCGAUGACCUGACUUUGACGAAAGCUGAUCUGGAGUCACAGAUUGAAAGUGUGAAUGAAGAACUAGCUUUUCUUAAGAAGAACCACGAGGAGGACGUGGACAGGCUGUGCAAACAGGUGGGCAGCUCCGUUAAUGUGGAGGUGGAUGCUGCUCCAAGCACUGAUCUUGCAACUAUUAUGGAAAACAUGAGACAGCAAUAUGAGGAAAUGGCAAAAAAGAACCGUCAAGAAGCCAAAGAACAAUUUGACAAACAGACAGAACAACUGAACCAGGAAGUAGCAAUCAACACCGAAGAGCUGCAAGCCCAAAGGAGAGCCAUCACCGACCAGAGACAGACCCUUCAUCAGCUGGAGCUAGAACUGCAGUCCAACCUUAACGUGAAAAUGUCUUUAGAAGACACUCUGGCUGAAACUGAGGCGCGUUACAGGUAUCAGCUAACCCAAAUACAGGGAGCAGUUGCCAAUUUAGAGGCUCAGCUGAGGCAACUCCGAGCUGACAUGGAGGGUCAGAGCAACGAGUACAGCAUAUUGCUGGAUAUCAAGACUCGCCUGGAAAUGGAGAUCGCCACGUACCGCCGUCUGCUGGAAGGAGAGGACAGCGGACAUUUCCAAGAGGAUGUAUCUACAGCAGAGCUUGACAAAGAAUCAAGUAAAGUUAAGAAGAUCAAGACAAUUGUUGAAGAGGUGGUUGACGGCAAGGUUGUCUCCUCUCAGGUCAAAGAGAUCGAAGAGAAGAUGUAAAGAGCCCCAGCAGAGAGGAAGCAGCCUCUGGGCUUCUUGGAGCUGAUGCCAAAACUAGAUUAAUAUAAAGAAACCAGUCUAAUUCUCCCUAAAACCCAGA
This is a messenger RNA of Athene cunicularia (burrowing owl), 1580 nucleotides long. It is a transcript of the gene KRT20, whose product is annotated as keratin 20. Bases 170 to 1480 code for a protein of 436 amino acids. Gene Ontology annotation, molecular function: structural molecule activity. Lineage: Eukaryota; Metazoa; Chordata; Aves; Strigiformes; Strigidae. The record is from RefSeq and is a predicted model, not a curated record. The transcript is spliced from 8 exons.